This is a messenger RNA of Dermacentor andersoni, 1409 nucleotides long. RefSeq names its product dehydrogenase/reductase SDR family member 7-like. Gene Ontology annotation, molecular function: oxidoreductase activity. The record is from RefSeq and is a predicted model, not a curated record. NCBI's taxonomy places the organism in Eukaryota, Metazoa, Arthropoda, Arachnida, Ixodida, Ixodidae.
UAAUCCAAGCAAGCUGCUCAAGCCUGAUGUAGCCAGUCGCAGUGGUCGCGAGACACAACACGGCGGUUGUCGUCUGUGCACUCACGCCCUCCGCAGUUGUCGCAGAGCGCCGACUGCCCGUCACCUGUGUAUUUUAUUACUCGAGUGCUUCUGCCAGUUGUGCUAUUCCCUUUGGGCCCUUCCAUCCCGUGUCGGUGACUUCAGCGCGCCGUGCGAACUGAGCAGCUGCGCCACCGCGCUCACGGCUGCGAAGCUGUGUAUACGUGCUGUGCCAAAUGACUGUGCUCUUCAACUCUUACCUGCAGUGCUUACCUCCUUGACGCUCGUUUCGGCGUAAACGUACCCGCAUCAUGGCGUGUUGUUCGGUGUCGUGGCUCCUUUAUAUGGGCGUACCGUGGCUCAUGGCCUUAGUUGCGUGGCUUAAGCUAGCCGACGCCGACCUGACGCUUCUGUUCAAGUCGAAGUUCGGGCGUUCGAUAGCAACCCUGAGAGGAAAAGUAAUAUGGAUCACAGGAGCAUCAAGUGGCAUUGGCGAGUACCUUGCAUAUGAGCUGGCCAAAGUGGGAUCUCGUGUAGUCCUCUCUGGCACGAACCUGGAGAACCUAGAGCUUGUAAAAAACAAAUGCCUUGAGUUUGGUAAAGACAAAGGUACAGAAGUCCUUGUUCUCCCAUUCAGCAUUUGCAACUUCUCGUCACACAGCGAGCAGCUUCAGAAGGUCCUGGACCAUUUUGGCAAGUUGGAUAUCCUAGUUAACAAUGCUGGCCGUAGCCAGCGCGCCAACUUCGAGGAGAUUCCUGUCGAGAUCGACAAAGAGAUGUUUGACUGCAACGUCUUCGGUGCCAUAUCUCUUACACGGUGCGUUGUAAAGUAUUUUAAGGAAAAGGGAGUGCAAGGUCAUGUUGUGGUCAACAGCAGCACGGCUGGAAAGCUUGGUGCACCUUUCUCAGCCACCUACACUGGUUCCAAGCAUGCACUCCAGGGCUAUUAUGAGAGCUUGCGCCUGGAAGGUGUGAUCCUGGGAGGUUUAGAUGUCACCGUCGCCUGCCCGGGACCUGUAUUCUCGCGUGUCCGGGAGCGUGCAUAUACUGCCACCCCUGGCAAGCUGUACAACAUGAAGGACACACCAAAGUCUCGACUCAUGCCCACUGAACGCUGCGCUCAGCUCACUGCGGUUGCCAUAGCCAAUAAGAUGGACGAGGUAUGGAUUUGCCAGAAUCCCGUCCUGCUCAUCAUGUAUUUGGGACAGUAUAUGCCAUCCAUAUUCAGAAACUAUGUCAUGAAGUUGCUCUUCACAAAGGAAAGGGUGAUGAAGAUGAGGGAGGGACAGUAGAGCUGCUGAAACAUUCCAGUGGCUGGUUGUUGUACAAUAGUUGUGCAUAUGAUGGUAAAGUGACCUUGUUUUUGAGUA